Molecule: messenger RNA, 120 nt
Organism: Cladophialophora carrionii CBS 160.54
Lineage: Eukaryota; Fungi; Ascomycota; Eurotiomycetes; Chaetothyriales; Herpotrichiellaceae
Exons: 1
Coding region: 1-120 (39 amino acids)
Source: RefSeq, a predicted model, not a curated record
AUGGCCAUCUUUCUUACUAAGGCCAUGAAAAGACCUCUGCGCUUGUGGCCUCCCUGCUGCGAGGUGCGGACAUUUCUUACUUGCGGGCUUCUCGCACGGGUGCCACUGCUGCACCAGUAG